Pestalotiopsis fici W106-1 is the source of this 444-nucleotide messenger RNA. RefSeq lists its product as uncharacterized. Bases 1 to 444 code for a protein of 147 amino acids. The transcript has a single exon. NCBI's taxonomy places the organism in Eukaryota, Fungi, Ascomycota, Sordariomycetes, Amphisphaeriales, Sporocadaceae. The record is from RefSeq and is a predicted model, not a curated record.
AUGGAUUGGCUUUCUUGCUUUUACAGAUGUCCACAUACAAGCGUGGAAUCCGUAGAAGCUGCUGAAGACACAACCAAGAGGAUGGACUUGACGAGCUGGUACCAGCGGGACUGCAUCCAUUGCGAUUUCAACAUUCUCGACCUAUCAGUCCGCGAGUUACAUGCUGAAAGUCCGGAGCUAGAACGAGCACUACCAACAAGUGCAUGGGAUGAUGAGGUCCGAAGAGAAGCGUUGGUGGCGGCGGAUUGGGGACAAUUAGGAGAUGCCCUCUGGUAUUCCUUGCUCCCGACCGAUGGCCCAGUCACCAACAUAACUUCCGAGCAGAAUAUUAGCAACACCGAGGUAAAGAACACAUUGGAGAAGGAUUUGCCGUCGCAGUCGCAGAGCAAUAUAGAUGAUGAGGAAGAUGAGGAUACAGAGGAGGGAGGCGCAAAACUCUGGUAA